CUUGUGAUCUUUCCCCAACCUAGAACAAGGAAGCCCACCAAGGGCAGCCACACGUCUACGGUCUCUCUCUCUCUCUCUCUCACACACACACACACACAUUUGUUGCAGAACAUAUAUUCCAACGUUGGUUGCUUUCCUUCUCGUCUUGCUCAACCUGGUUGAGAGACAAUCAGAAGGUGGGAGAUAUUAUUGGACAUGGAGAAACCCAGCUCGGCAAUCAUCAAUGGAGGGAUCAAGCUGCCUAUCGGCUACCGCUUCCAUCCCACCGAUGAAGAGCUUCUGGUUCACUACUUGAAGCGGAAGGUCUUGGCUAUGCCAUUGCCCGCUUUAGUCAUUCCUGAGUUCGAUGUUUUCCAGACCGAUCCUUGGGGCUUGCCAGGUGAUUUGAAGGAAAAGAGGUACUUCUUUAGAACUAGAAAGAGGAGAAGUGUGGAUAACAGCAAGUGCUGCAAGAGAGCUGCUGGCUCUGGUUACUGGAAGCCUAUUGGGAAAGACAAGCAAAUAUUAGCUUCUGAGAGCAACCAAGCAGUACUUGGGAUAAGGAGGAGUCUAGUUUUCUGCGAGAGGAAGCGUUCCAAUGGAAGUAAAACAAGAUGGGUCAUGCACGAAUAUCGUCUUGUGACUCUUGUGGGCUCUGGAACACACCCCUACUCCACCCAGGUCUCUGAGAUGGAAAUGGAAGAUUGGGUUGUCUAUAGUGUAUUUCAGAGAAAGACAGCCCCUGCAAAACAAAGGUUCAUUUCUCAGCGCUCUAACACCAAGAAAACUCUGAGAUUGGAGGUGAUGAUUAGUCCAAUGGAAAACAGCUCUGAUUUAGGUCCUCCUCAACCUUCUUCAUCAUGUUCGAGUGAAAUCACAGAGGUCUCCUCUAAUGGGUUAGAUCAGGAAGAAACAAGCUCCAAUCCUUGGUUUAAUUCUUCAUAUAUGAGAGAGCCUUAAAAAAAAUUUACUUCUAAUCUGAUAUGCAACUGUUGUGCAACAAAAGAGAAUGGCCUAAAAGAAAAGAUUUAACUGUUUCAGGGGCUCAAGAGAUUGUGUUGUGCAAGCAAAUCCUUAAUUAUCAAUUUAAUAAUAUUAUUCUUUCCCCCAUGGCCA
Molecule: messenger RNA, 1095 nt
Organism: Alnus glutinosa
Lineage: Eukaryota; Viridiplantae; Streptophyta; Magnoliopsida; Fagales; Betulaceae
Product: NAC domain-containing protein 83
Exons: 3
Coding region: 196-939 (247 amino acids)
Biological process (GO): regulation of DNA-templated transcription
Molecular function (GO): DNA binding
Source: RefSeq, a predicted model, not a curated record